AUGAGAAAAGGGUCCAACACUGUCAGGAUAAUUGGCCUAGUGUGGCUACUGCCUUCUCUAACUCUUAACAGUGUGUUGUCUGUGCGUGGUGACAAGGUGGCGGCAACUACUAUCGAGGGCUCCGGUUCAGCAGCCGGAUACCAAAUAGAGACAAACAACAGGGCCGCCCUCCUCAAUAGUGCUACUCACAAGCUGUGGGACUACACCGUCCCGCCCAUCGACUCCGGGGCAGCUAGCGGGUACCACUUGCUCGUGGUCGAAGGCUUCUCGCGUACCAGAGACAUCUUGCCGGCCGGCGAGUACAUCCGAUGUCGCACUUUCUUGGUCGGAGGUCACCGCUGGCAUCUCACGUACUACACUAAUGGCUAUGACUCCGAGGACGCUGGGUUUGUAUCGCUUGUUCUUGUCCUUGAGGAGGACGACGAUUGUGAUGAGGAUGAAAACGAUGAUGAUUGGGAGGCAAACGAGGAUGAUCAGACUGACAACGAUGACGAUGAUGAAGACGAUGAUUAUGAGGAUGAAGACAAGGAUGGAUACCAUCAAGAUGAGCACGCCGAUAAUGAUGAUGCUCACGAUGAUGAUAUGGCUGAGGACGAUGAUGAGGAUGAAGACCAUGAGGAUGAGCACAUCAAUAAUGAUGACGCUCUCCAUGAUGAUAUGGCUGAGGACGAUGACCACGACUAUCAUGAGCUAUUUCCGUCCGUGAAGGCUCAGGUUUUCUUAUGUUUCAUCGACCAGUUUCAGUGGCUCCACUCAGGACGCAUGCGUGAAACCAAAUUCGGUCUCAUAACUGAGCUGACUUGUAAAGGGUUCAGAAAAAGGGAGAUCUUGGAAAGGUCGGCGCAUCUCAAGGACGACAGCUUCACCAUCCGUUGCGACAUCGUUGUACUUGACGCCAAGGCGGAUAUCAAAUCCAAGCAGGGCGCUAGCACCAUGGCUCCUCCGUUCAUCCAAGUCCCUCCUUCUGACAUGCCAAUCCAUUUCAAAAAUCUCCUCCUGUCCGAGGAGGGUGCUGACGUGACGUUUGUGGUUGGCAGUGAAACGUUUGCUGCACACGAUUGCGUACUUGCAGCGCGAUCUACGGCCUUCAAGUCACAGCUGUUCGGUGACAAACUUGGCACUGCUAUCGUGAAGAUCGAUGAUAUUGAAGCAGAAGUGUUUGAGGGCAUGCUUACUUUCAUCUACACUUGA
Triticum aestivum (bread wheat) is the source of this 1191-nucleotide messenger RNA. RefSeq lists its product as uncharacterized. Gene Ontology annotation, molecular function: protein binding. The coding region runs from base 1 to 1191 and encodes 396 amino acids. Lineage: Eukaryota; Viridiplantae; Streptophyta; Magnoliopsida; Poales; Poaceae. The record is from RefSeq and is a predicted model, not a curated record. The transcript is spliced from 3 exons. Gene Ontology annotation, biological process: protein ubiquitination.